GCAAUUCAAAAAUGGUACUUUUAAAUGGUUAGAACAAAAGUUGGAGGCCAAGUUUCCAGAAGCAGGCAUAAAGGUGAAGCCGCAUAUUGAGUCGAUCAUGAUGAGGCUAAAAUUGGAGUAUAGUAACAUAUAUGACAUAUUGAACACAAGUGGUUUUGGAUGGGAUGAUGUUAACAAGAAGAUUCUAGUUGAUAGUGAUGAUGUGGAAUGCUUACAUCCAAGCUAAGAAAGACACAACCUUGAAGAACUAUAGGACCAAGGUGUUUCCUCACUUUAAUCGAUUGAUGAUCAUCUUUGGAAAGGAUCGUGCUACUGGAAAAAAUGUUGAAGCUCCUGCUGAUGUACUUGAGGACUUGGACGAAGAAGAAGAAACUCAUGGAAACAAUGGUAUUGCGGUUCUUCUAGAGGGAGAAGCUAAUUUAUUUAGUGAUGAUGAUAUCCAAGAUGUCACUCAAUCAAUGUUUGUGAAUCAAAAUAAGAACAAGGCAAAAGAUACUAACUCUGAAGGUCGACGAGUAAGAAAGAGAUCAAGAGGAGAAGAUGCACUAGCUACUAUGAUGGGUGAAGGUGUGAAGGAGCUUGUAGAAGUUGUUGGAAAAUCUGCUGAUAGGAUGGGUGCUAUGGCUGAAAGUGUUAAGGUAAUGGCUGAAGGUGUGAAGGUUGUGAAAGACUUUUAUGAUGAUUAAAGGGGUAUUGCGGAUGAAUUGAUGAAAUUGGAAGACCUCACAUCAAGAGAACGCAAUAAG
This is a messenger RNA of Gastrolobium bilobum, 746 nucleotides long. RefSeq lists its product as uncharacterized. Bases 198 to 686 code for a protein of 162 amino acids. The record is from RefSeq and is a predicted model, not a curated record. Lineage: Eukaryota; Viridiplantae; Streptophyta; Magnoliopsida; Fabales; Fabaceae. The transcript has 2 exons.